AUGAAUGCCUCAGUGUACGCAGCAUGUGCAGCAAGAUACGGCUCCGAUCCCAACUCCAGACCCUUCUCCACUAACCGCACAUCACCACUGACCGAGACUCUACAACCCGCUCACUUUCUUGCGGGGGCCUUCCAGCUCCAACACAACUUGUCCAAGCCCCAGGCCCGUCACCCGGUACCUCCGCUCCUCGUCCGCGUUGCGGGAAGCCAUAAGUAUCCGUACACUGCUGCACCCCCUCCCCGCCCCCGACCCACCGCGCGCGCUAGCAAGCACAACCACAUCUCCACGUUCCCCAAGUGGGCCAAAGGUGCGACUCGUGCCCGCCCCUUAUCUUUCCUCGGUGACAACGACGGCCCAAAUACCAUGCUUUCUCACGCCUCUACCUCAGCCGAUCAGUCCAUGGCCAGGCGCCGUGCUGAAGCAGCCCGCAAGAUUGACGACAUCAUGUCAAACCUCAACGGCUGA
Molecule: messenger RNA, 465 nt
Organism: Colletotrichum tamarilloi
Lineage: Eukaryota; Fungi; Ascomycota; Sordariomycetes; Glomerellales; Glomerellaceae
Exons: 3
Coding region: 1-465 (154 amino acids)
Source: RefSeq, a predicted model, not a curated record